CUUCCUCCUCCUCCUCGUCUCCUCCUCCUUCUCCUCCGUGCCCCGCCGGACGGUGUCAGAGCGGCGGAGUCAGCCGCCAGCGCUGCCGUAGGAGCCCCUCAGCCACCGCCGGGGCCCGGGGGAGCUGCCGGCGCUGCCGCUGGCCAUGGUAGCCCGCCUGCCGCCGGGGGGGCAGGAGCAGGCGCGGCGGCGGCGGCCGCCAUUGCGCGCGGGGGCCGCGGGACUAUGAAGGAUGGAAGCGGACGAGGUGUCGAUCCGCGAGCAGAACUUCCACAGCCAAGUGCGGGAGUACACGAUCUGCUUUCUCCUAUUUGCUGUUCUCUUCAUAGUUUCCUACUUCAUCAUCACAAGAUACAAAAGGAAAGCAGAUGAGCAAGAGGAUGAAGAUGCUGUGGUUAACAGAAUAUCGCUGUUCUUGAGCACCUUCACUCUAGCAGUUUCAGCUGGUGCAGUCCUGCUUCUACCUUUCUCAAUAAUCAGCAAUGAGAUCCUGCUUUCUUUUCCACAAAGCUACUAUAUUCAGUGGUUAAAUGGCUCACUAAUUCAUGGUUUAUGGAAUCUUGUUUCUCUUUUUUCAAAUUUAUGUUUGUUUGCGUUGAUGCCCUUUGCCUUUUUCUUCCUGGAAUCUGAAGGAUUUGCUGGCUUAAAAAAGGGCAUCAGAGCACGCAUUUUGGAAACCCUUGUAAUGCUUAUUCUUCUUGCACUGCUUAUCCUUGGAAUUGUAUGGGUGGCUUCAGCACUCAUAGACAACGAUGCUGCCAGUAUGGAGUCUUUGUAUGACCUCUGGGAAUUCUACCUCCCCUAUUUAUAUUCCUGUAUAUCUCUGAUGGGAUGCCUGUUACUUCUGUUAUGCACGCCAGUGGGACUUUCACGAAUGUUUACAGUAAUGGGUCAGUUGCUGGUGAAGCCAACAAUCCUUGAAGACCUAGAUGAGCAGAUGUAUAUCAUCACUUUAGAGGAAGAAACAAUUCAGAGGAAGCUUAAUGGUGUAUCCUCUACUGUGGAGUACCAGACAGCAGAGUUGGAACGGGAGCUUGAAAAAGUGAAAAGCAAGAAAACAAAUCUAGAACGGCGGAAAAAAGCUUCUGCUUGGGAGAGGAAUUUGGUCUAUCCAGCUGUUAUGAUAUUGCUGCUGACUGAAACAUCCAUCUCAGUCUUCUUAGUUGCCCUCAACAUCCUUUACCUGUUGGUUGAUGAGACUGCAAUGCCAAAAGGAUCCGGGGGGCCUGGAAUUGGAAAUGCCUCCUUGUCCACUUUUGGUUUUGUGGGAGCAGCACUUGAAAUCAUUUUGAUUUUCUAUCUUAUGGUGUCCUCUGUCGUCGGCUUCUACAGUCUUCCUUUUUUCGAAAAUUUCACUCCCAGGAAGGAUGACACAACUAUGACAAAGAUCAUUGGAAACUGUGUCUCUAUCUUGGUGUUGAGCUCUGCUUUGCCAGUGAUGUCAAGGACUCUGGGAAUCACCAGAUUUGAUCUGCUUGGAGAUUUUGGAAGGUUUAACUGGCUGGGAAACUUCUAUAUUGUAUUAUCUUACAACUUGCUCUUUGCUAUUGUGACAACAUUGUGUCUGGUGAGAAAGUUCACUUCUGCUGUGCGAGAAGAGCUCCUGAAGGCAUUAGGAUUAGAUAAACUUCAUCUGUCAAACAAUCCAAGAGACUCGGAGACAAAGCUGUCUGCAAAUGGGCAUCAGAAAACACUGUGAUUAACAAUCACCUGCAAUCAACAGAGCUGAAAACAUCAACCUCAUGGCAUUCCUGUCAUCUCAUCAGCAUUUUUCUAUGGAUUUUAUUUGUUGAUAAUUUGGGUCCAACCUUGUCUCUUUGAUUCUGUGUGCUUCUGAGGAAGUUAAGUAUAUCAGAUUCUUCUCUUUCCAGUGAACUUUUGGUCUGCUUGUUUAUUCCCAGUAAGUUAAUGAAGGAGGUGCCUUGAAGACUGGAAGCUGAAGAGAAGAAUGCAUUCCUUUUUAUUUGUUUGACAGUCUCAUAUCUUUAGAUACGAACAUGCUACCAUUUGAAUGCACAGUACCUCCUGUGUUGUACAGACACAGCUGUAAAGAGUAACUCUGGGACUUAGUUAAAAAAAAAAAAAAAAGAAAAAAAAAAAUGAUACACUUGAAGCCCAAUAUGACCCUUCCUGGAAAUGUAAACUACCUGGAGUAGGUAUCCUUGGCAGUAGAUAAAAAGUUCCACAAAGAACGUGUUAAAAAAUUACAGUAACUGGUAGAUAUCACAGUUCUUUCAUGCUGGAUACAGGAGGCUGUUCAUAGUCCUGAAGCUUUCUCAGAAAAUCCAGCUGUUUCAGCUUCCUAUUCUGACCUAUAAAUGCCAGGUUGCUUUAACAACCUGGUAGUCAGACAAUGUCUUAUCAAAUAGAGUGAAGUACAAGAUGAAGAUUAACUUUAGUGUUAAAUCUGAGCCUAGUAUGCUUUAUAAAAAGCUGUGUAGACCCCUACCACAGCUCUUAGUUCUGUAAGCUGUUGUGUCAUGGAGGUCACUUACCCUACCAAAUACGUCCCUGUAAAAUUCUUUAUGAACUACUGUGUAUAAGCAGUACUUGUAAUUAUUGCAAGUAGCACAGGCCUAGGAGGCUGCAAUUGCAGUUUUUUUACAAUCUUCAUUAAUCUGAAGUAAAUUAUUUCUCUGAAUUUAUACUCUAGUUACUAGGAUUUCUGUUCAGUGGCAUAUUCCAGUAUCUUUCACUAGGCUGUUUUUUAAUGAACACAGGAAGAUGUAUAUAGGCCUCUACGUGUAGAUACUGUAAACUUAAAUUCUAAGCUUAUAGAGAUGAUAUAGGUGGCUUGGUAAGUAAAACUUGUGUGUUCAGUCUUGGUAUGAUUUUCUGUGGUGUUACAGUUUAACUGCUCAGAGGCCUUAGAUUCGGAGCGGCAUCGGUGGGUGGUAAUGUCCUUUUUCUUAGCAUUACUGUGGCCUUAGGAAUCCUUUAAGCAGUUUAUAGAAAAGAGAAAAUACCCACCAAUGAAACCCAAGUAAGUACUGAAAUUCUGGUUGCACUUUUUUUGUCCUGCUCUGCCACAAGUAAUCUUCAAACAGAUUGGAAUGGGGACACCUUCAGCGUGUGCCCAUUAGGUAGCAAGUCAGAUAAUGUUUCUGUUGCUGUAAAACAAGUGUGUCUGUAGUUUGAUCAAAUGGUGACAACUAGCUCUUCAGUGUGGUUCAAAAAUAAGAUAAACCUUGUGUCAGAAGCUGUUCUCCUGAGAUGACUACUCUGUAGACCUUAUUGCUGUGUGUGUGUGAAUGUGAGCUGCUUCCCCCCUGCCUCCCCUGGAGUGCUUCAAAUUCAAGCUCCAGUAUGCACAAGGAUUUAUCAGUUAUUUUUUUGCAGGCUGCCUUUUCUGGCUUGAACUGAGGUAUAAUGUAAAUACUGCUGUAGUAAAUAUGAUGCUAGAGAGUUACUUGAGGUAUUUUUGUGUGACUAGUAUAAAUUCAAGGCUCAUUAAACUGGCUAUUGGUGUGUUGUACUGAGUAUUGGAAGACAAAGUAAAAUUGCUUGAUUUCAUUAAGGUUUACAAGGUUCUUUUCUGUUGUUUGAGUUUCAUGUUGACACUUUAGUGAGAAAUCUUUGAGUCAAAGUUCUGCAACAAAGAACAGGGAGCUGCAGUUAUAAGUUGUUUUAAAAUCUAUUUACAAUACUAGAAAUUUAUUAUUAGGGGUGUCAUUCAGGUAUUUUGAGAACUUGUAGCCUUAUGUAUUAGUAUUAUAGUUAGAAAUAACUGAAAUGCAUCCACUUGUCCAUACAAGUGACUGUGUGACCAAAAUUGUCCUCAUGUCUUAAUGGGGCUGGUGAUUUUUGGUGUAUGAGGCUAGAAAGCUUUUCUAAAAUAUUUCUGUUACAACUUUAAGCAGUUAUUUAAAUAUACUUAGUGAAACUGAAUAGAUGAAUUUAAGGAAUAAAUUUAGGGAGUGAGAAUCAGCAUAGGUCUUGCUCUCCAUGCUUUUGGAGAGAUGUUUUUUGUGCCGUCAAUGACCCAAGAACAUUGGAAAAGAUGGGAUUAUAAUGUGUACGUGGUUUCUUAAAGUGAAUCGGACAGCUACUUAAAUUGAGCAGAGACACACAGGUUACAGGCAAGACUUGUAAAACUCUUUCAAAACAAAUGCUAAAGCCUUGCCUGUUCCCACCCCUUGUGCAAAUGUGUGGGUUAAGGCUACAAUUGUAAAGAAUUUUCAUUGAAAUAUGGAGGAUUGUUAAGAUGCUGUGUGGUUUCCAAGAUGGGUGAGAAAUUCAGAACUACCCUGUGCAGUCAUUGGCAGUGUUUUGUUUUAAAAUCAGAUGUUGAUAUUGUGACACUGUCCACAUUAAAGUAUGCCUUUGACCUUGAAAAUGACAUGCUAAUGCAAAACUUCUUUACAGAUACAAUGCUACUUUUGAAUAUACUAUGUGUAACAUGCAGGUCACUAUAUACUUUUCACAGAAGCAUGUGGUCACUUAAAUACAAGCAUUUGGUAAUUCAUUAAUGGAUGUUGACGAUACAUUCCUAGUAUUUUGACUCAUGUAGAGUCUGGUGGUCUAUACCUUCAAGGUAUAUACAGCUGAUCUUAGUAACAUUAACAUCUGCCUCAUUUCUUAUGAGGCAAAAAGCACAUGAAUGCUUCCAUCUUCAACUAGAUACCACGCAAGACCAAAAAGUAGUUGUAAACUAAGUGUUUUAAGUUAGCCAUAUCUUGGCUUUAUUCUGUGUUCCUAGCACAAUAUUAAAUGCAGCGGCCGAACUGUAAUGUGGGAUUUCUAAGCAUAAAGCACACAUACUUAUACUUUAAGCUAAAAAAUAAUAGCAUUGAUUACUGUGGAAGUAUCAGUUUUUGGAUUCAUAGGAGGCUUUGUUUACUGUCUGUAAUGUUAUGUUUAUCUUUGGCCCUGUGCUCCCCCACCUUUUACCCUGUUUACUGUUUUACUGUCAUAGAAAUUAAAGGAUUUCACAAGUUG
Molecule: messenger RNA, 4938 nt
Organism: Calypte anna (Anna's hummingbird)
Lineage: Eukaryota; Metazoa; Chordata; Aves; Apodiformes; Trochilidae
Gene: LMBR1
Product: limb development membrane protein 1
Exons: 17
Coding region: 233-1699 (488 amino acids)
Biological process (GO): signal transduction
Molecular function (GO): transmembrane signaling receptor activity
Source: RefSeq, a predicted model, not a curated record